Molecule: messenger RNA, 1263 nt
Organism: Mastomys coucha (southern multimammate mouse)
Lineage: Eukaryota; Metazoa; Chordata; Mammalia; Rodentia; Muridae
Gene: Mrpl18
Product: mitochondrial ribosomal protein L18
Exons: 4
Coding region: 410-952 (180 amino acids)
Biological process (GO): translation
Cellular component (GO): mitochondrion; ribosome
Molecular function (GO): structural constituent of ribosome; 5S rRNA binding
Source: RefSeq, a predicted model, not a curated record
GGAAAGAGAUGUGCAGAGGGACUGACGGAAGAGGGCUGGGCGGGGCGAAAACUGAAGGCGCCGGAAGUAGGGGGCUGCCAGUAGCUGGGUCUCUGGUUUUCUGAUCAAUUAGAAACUGUAGAAGAAAGGCGCGAAAGGGGAAAACGGAAAUCAGGAUCCUGACCACGGCUUAGCGUGUCCCGCCCCCCACCUCAACGUCUGCGGUGAUUGGCGAACUAGAGAUACUGAUCGCUCAGUCGACCACUCAGCACUAGGGAGCUUGUUAGUUCCGGGUCCUAGAGGCCCGAGGUACUGUCGGGCCCUGUUAACAUUUUCCCACAGUUAACAUGGCUGCGACUAGUUAUUCACCGAGACGACAGUGAGCAAAGGAGACUGGGCACUGUGAGGCUUUGCCCGGGUCCCGUCGACGAUGGCGCUUCAGCCGCGGCUCUGGAAAUGUCUGUCAGUUUGCAGGAACCUGGAGUGUGGGUUCGCAGCCCUCUCAACCAGUUCCACGCCGGCGGUGCAGCCCGACGUGGUGACUAAGGAAAACGAAGCGGUAGCCCCGGAGUUCACGAACAGGAACCCUCGGAAUCUGGAGCUCUUAGGUGUAGCCCGGAAAGAACGGGGCUGGGCUACGGUGUGGCCUAACCGUGAGUUCUGGCACAGGUUGCGAGUUGUAAAGACUCAGCAUCACGUAGAAGCAUUUGUUGAGCACCUUAAUGGCCAGAUUGUGGUUUCAGCAUCCACUCGUGAAUGGGCUAUUAAAAAACACCUUUAUAGUACCAGAAACGUGGUGGCUUGUGAGAGCAUCGGGCGAGUGCUGGCACAGCGGUGCUUAGAAGCAGGAAUCAACUUCAUGGCCUACCAGCCCACCCCGUGGGAGGCCUCCUCAGACUCGAUAAAACGUUUACAGAAUGCCAUGACAGAAAGUGGUGUGAUGCUUCGGGAGCCUCGAAGAAUCUAUGAAUGAAAUAGAAGUGUUAACUGUUGUUGGAAGUGUAAUUAUAAAACUACCAUCUACAGCCACCAAAAGGAAGCAUCUGCAUUGGAAGGAAGGGAGGGAGAGAGGAAGAAGCAUUCGGAAGGAGAACCAGACUGAAAGCUUCAUAGCAAUAAUGUAACUGAAAACUUAUUUAAAGUUAGCUUCUUUCCACCUCUGUAUGUGCUUGUGUGAUUUCAUUGUUUUAAUCAAGGGCUUAAGAUGUCCUCAUUCUUGGACAUGAGAUGUAUUUAAGGAAAGCAGUCACUAUUUGAAGAACAAAUUAAAACGUUUAUAACAAA